GCGCGAUUGCGCGCAGCCUAGCGACUUUUUUCAUGAACCUAUCUGAGGAGAUCAAAUAUAAAAUGGCUAAGAAUGUGUAGAUUUUAAUUAUUUCAAAAAGAGUUUGUGGUUGGGAAGGUGCGUUGACAUUCAACAGCGGAAGGAUGGAGGUUGGAUUCUGAAUAAGAAACAUCGAAGUAACCACUGAGUUAAACCAGCGCGUGGACUCCUUAGACUAUUUAAGAGCUGCUGACACUAAAGUCCGUCCUGGUCAGUCAUGGGUCACCCUGGGAUCCAGAUGCGGACGUGGGUGCUGUUUGUGACUCUCGGGUGCUCCUAUUUGGGUCAGGCUUUGGAAGGACCAUACUACACAGUGGCUGUCCCUGCCAUCCUGGAGUCUGGAGCUCAGGGCAAGUUAUGUGCCAAUCUCAUGAAGCCCAAUGAGUCUAUGGUGAUGACAGUGACACUCAGGUCCCCGGAGCUCAACACCACCCUCUUCCAGAAAAAAUCUGAUGAGGAUUUCCACUCCUGCCAUGACUUCCUGGUUCCUCUGGUGUCUGAUGAGCAGGUGCGGGACUUCCAGGUGGAGGUUCGAGGGAAAACGUUUUACUCACAAGAGGUUCGCAGAGUCCUCAUCCGAAUCAGUAAACCAGUGAGCUUCAUCCAGACAGACAAACCCAUCUACCUCCCAGGACAGACUGUGCACUUCAGGCUGGUGACGCUGGACACAAAGCUCAGGCCUGCCUGUCGAAAGUAUGACAUCAUCGAACUAGAGGAUGUACAUGGUAACCGCAUCGGGCAGUGGGUGAACUACACCUCUGAAGGUAAAAUACUGCAGCUGUCUUACCCCCUGAAUCCUGAGGCCAAAGAGGGCAGCUACCGGUUCAUUGUCUCUUUUGGGGAGGACAAAAUCUUCCACCCCUUCAAGGUGGAGAAGUAUGUUUUGCCAAAGUUUGAUGUUACAAUCACCUCCAAGGAUCAAGUGAGCAUUGGCCAGAAGGAAAUCCCGGUAGAAGUUUGUGUCAAAUAUACCUAUGGACAGCCUGUUCCUGGUACACUGAAAAUGGAUGCAUGUAGACCAGUCAUCACAUAUGGCUCUUAUAUAGUGCUUGAUAGGCCAGAUGCCAUGCCAGUGAUCACUGCCCCCUGCCAUAAAGAGAGCAAACAGACCGAUAAAAAUGGGUGUGCUACCUUUACUUUGCCAAUGUCCACUUUCACAAAACUGGACCAAAAGGCUCUGCAGGACACACUAGAGAUUGUGGCCAAAAUGGAAGAGGAGGGAACAGGCAUCACACAUACGCAGCACAAAGUAAUUCAUAUUUCAUACGUCAUUGGAAAAUUGUCCUUUUUUGACACACCAAAGGUUUAUCAGAAAGAUAUUCCUGUGCAAGGAAAAGUUAAGGCAGUGACAUUUGAUGACCAGCCCAUUGCAAACACAAACUUGUACCUGUUUGAGGGCGAGUUCUGGUCAUCACGGCACCUCCAAAACCUCACGACCGACAGCAACGGAGUGGCCACUUUCUCUCUUGACACCACAACAUACAGUGGAAACAUUCAUCUCCAUAUCAGUCAGAAGCCCUCGCUGGACUACCCUGGAUACAGGGUCCCGUACUAUGAGCCUGGGGACAUAAUACUGUCUAUGGCCCAGGAGUCGACUCCAGACACCAAAACUGUGAGCUCCGUCGAGGUGAAGAGCAUCUCCGAGCCCCUCCCCUGUGACUCUAUGCAGGAUAUAACCAUCAACUACAGUGUGGUCAAAGAGAAGAAGGGGCCCAUGGACUUCAUAUACUUGGUCCUUGCCCGAGAUGGUAUUAUUAUGCAGGGGCGCAAACGAAUUGUUGUGGCUGAAAACGCAGUGACCGAGGGCAGCUUUUCCUUCAAGUUAAAAAUCACUGCAGCAUUGGCUCCUGAUUUUACCGUUGUGGCCUAUGGCGUCCUGGCCAGCUCCUUCGUCAUCGCCCACAGCAAUCAGUUUCAAACUGAGAAAUGCUUUAGCCACAAGGUAGAGGUUGAAUUUGAACCAUCUCAGGGCACUCCAGGAGAAGAUGCGUCCCUACGUGUGAUCGGACAAGCCAACUCCCUGUGCGCAAUCAGCGUCAUCGACCAGAGUGUCCUUAUCCAGGAACCAGGAAAAUAUCUGAAACCAGAAAUGAUAUACAACUUGUUGCCUGGAACCAGAUAUGUUCCCUAUCAGGCACAAGACCCCACAGAAUGCCUCCAGGUCCGACCCAAACGAUCCAUCUGGCCCUACCCAGGAAACACAGACGAUGCCCACACAGUCUUCCAGAACGUUGGACUGAAGUUGGCUACAAACCUGAUGAUCCGUGUGCCUGACUGCCUCAGCUAUUUCGGACGAGAAUACUACUUUGGCCGCAACUAUAUUGCAAUGGAAGAACGAAUCGUGGCGAUGUCUUCUCCCGGGGGUCCAGUGGGGGGCAUGGGAAGUGUUCCAGAUGCUAGUCUUCCUGUGAUUGAGACUGUCCGGAUUUUCUUCCCUGAGACUUGGCUCUGGUUCCUGCAGGAGACUGGACCUUCUGGAAAGGUGGACAUGCCUGUAAAGAUCCCAGACACCCUCACAACUUGGGAGACGGAGGUGUUCUGUCUGUCCUCCCAAGGCUUUGGUCUGGCCCCCCGACAACAGUUCACUGUGUUCCAGCCUUUCUUCCUGGAGGAGAGCCUGCCCUACUCCAUCAUCAGAGGAGAGGACUUUGAACUCAAGGCCACUGUCUUCAGCUACCUCAAGAGCUGCAUGAUGGUUGCUGUAACCCCAACCCCCUCUGACGACUACACCCUGACUGAGGUCCCUGGAUCUGACUACACGUUCUGUCUCUGUGGCAAUGAACGCAAGACAGUCAGCUGGAUCUUGGAUCCCUCGUCUUUGGGCACUGUGAAUGUGACAAUUAAAGCCGAGGCUGUGCCUUCUAAAGUGUCAUGUGACAACGAGGUUGUCCAUGUCCCAGAGAAUGGGCGCAUCGAUGUGGUCACCCGGCCUCUCAUCAUCAAGGCAGAAGGGAUUGAGGUGAUAAAGACCCACAACCUGCUGCUCUGCCCUAAAGACGAGACCCUGACUGAAGAGGUUGAAGUUCAACUCCCUGAAAAUGUGAUUGUGGGAUCUGCUCAAGCUGCAGUGUCUGUGCUGGGUGACAUUUUGGGCAGAGCCAUGAAAAACCUGAACGGUCUGCUGCGAAUGCCUUAUGGCUGCGGGGAGCAGAACAUGGCACUUCUGGCCCCAAACAUUUACAUCAUGGAGUAUCUGAAAAACACAAACCAGCUCCCAGCAGAGCUCAAGGAAAGGGCCACACACUAUCUGGUCAGCGGUUACCAGAGGCAGCUGAACUACAAACACACUGAUGGCGCCUACAGCACUUUUGGAACAGGACCAGGAAACACAUGGCUUACUGCUUUUGUCCUGAGAACCUUCGUGAAAGCCCAAAACUUUAUUUACAUUGACCCAACAAAUAUUCAGGAUGCAAAGCAGUGGCUGGAGUCAAAACAGAUGAAAAAUGGUUGCUUUGCUCAAUUGGGAAGACUAUUUAACAACAGAAUGAAGGGAGGAGUUUCUGAUGAAGUAACACUGACGGGCUACAUAGCUGCUGCUCUGUUGGAGAUGGGAGUGCCUGUAGAUAAUCCAGCAUUGGACCAGGCCCUGACUUGCCUGAAGUCGUCCAUGGGAGACCUGAGUAACAUUUACACCACUGCCCUGAUGUCCUAUGUCUUCUCUUUGGCCAAGGACACCAAAACCAGGGAUCAGUUGUUCAAUCACCUGGACACAGUGGCACAUAGGGACGGUGGGUUCCUCCAUUGGUCCCAGAGGUCUGAUGAAACCUCUGCCUCUCUCGCUGUGGAGAUCAGCUCUUAUGUUCUUUUGGCUAAACUCAGCUUCAACCCCAGCAACGAAGACCUGGGCUACUGUUCUCAAAUCGUCCGCUGGGUAACCAAACAGCAGAACUACUAUGGAGGCUACAGCUCCACUCAGGACACAGUGGUUGCCCUGCAGGCUCUGGCUCAGUACGCCACUCUGGUCUACAGCCCUAGGGGUCAGAGCACAGUUACAGUCCGGUUUCCCAGUGGUCAGCUCCAGUUUGAGGUGAACCAAAACAACAAACUACUGUAUCAAGAGAACAUGCUCAGAGACUUGACUGGGAGAUACACUGUGGAAGUUAAGGGCAACACCUGCGCCUCCAUACAGGUUUCUGUCAUGUACAACAUCCCACCACCCAAAGAGAAGUCGACCUUCAGCAUAGAGGUGACUCCAGAGGCCGACUGUGACAGCAACCUUCUCAGACCCAGAACAAACCUCAAGAUCAAAUCCCUUUACAAUGGGGAACAGGAUAGCACCAACAUGGCCAUCAUUGAUAUUAAAUUGCUCUCUGGAUUCACUGUAGAUUCUGAGUCUCUAGACGCGCUGAAAAGGGACACAUUAGUGCAGCGAGUUGAGCAGGACCAAGAUAAAAUUUUGGUCUAUCUGACUGGGCUUCCGAAAGGCGUUCCCAUUAAUCAUGAAUUGGUGCUGAUACGAGAAAUAAGAGUACGCAACCUGAAGCCCGCUGUGGUUAUACUUUACGACUACUACCAGCCAAGUGACAAAGACGAGACUGAGUAUAGUUUCCCCUGUGCUUGAGUUUGAAGAACAAAGAUUCACCAUCCUUUGAGUGUCUGAACUCUAAAUUGAAAGUGCCUUUCAAUUAAACAUGUCAUAUACUGGUGUUACUAUGGAAACAAUGUUACUCUUGAUGCAAUUUUUUUUAUAAUUUGUGGAAGAAGGUGUUUGUGAACAAUAAACUAGUCCUCUAAGGGUG
Molecule: messenger RNA, 4778 nt
Organism: Boleophthalmus pectinirostris (great blue-spotted mudskipper)
Lineage: Eukaryota; Metazoa; Chordata; Actinopteri; Gobiiformes; Gobiidae
Product: alpha-2-macroglobulin-like protein 1
Exons: 38
Coding region: 257-4600 (1447 amino acids)
Cellular component (GO): extracellular region
Molecular function (GO): endopeptidase inhibitor activity
Source: RefSeq, a predicted model, not a curated record